AUGUCAGGAGGAUUAUUUGGAGGAACAGGUACAGGUGGUGCAGGAUUAUUCGGAACAUCAGGUAGCAGUACCAGUACAACAGGUGGUAGUGGUUUGUUUGGAGCAGCUCCAUCAACCUCAGCUAAUGGAUUAUUUGGUGGUGCCUCAACAACACCAUCUUCAGGUGGUUUAUUUGGUGGUGCCUCAACAACACCAUCAAGCGGUUUAUUCGGUAGUACACCAGCUUCAACUACAACACCUGCUGGCGGAUUAUUUGGUGGUGCCACCACAACACCAUCAAGCGGUUUAUUCGGUAGUACACCAGCUUCAGCCUCAUCAACAUCAACAGGAUUAUUUGGAAGUACACCAAGUUCAUCUUUAACAACACCAUCUGCACCAGGUGGUGGAUUAUUUGGUGGUUCUUCAACAUUACCUUCAGUUGGUGGUUCUUCCUCAACAACAUCAACUGGUAGUGGAUUAUUUGGUGGUUCUUCAACUUCAUCUGCACCAUUACCUACAGCUGGUUUAUUUGGUGGUUCCUCAACUUCUACACCAACCGCAGGUAGCGGAUUAUUUGCAACACCAGCAACUCCAUUAGCAUCCACAGGUAAACCAGCACCAACUGGUGGUUUAUUCGGCGGUAGUGGUGCAUCAACUACUGGAUUGUUUGGUUCAAGUUCAUCAUCAACCCCAUCAACUCCAUUAUCAGCAACAAAUUUAGGAAGUACACCAGCUGGCUUAUUUGGUGGUGCAACUAAUACUGCUCCAUUAUCAACCACAACAUUGUCAAGUGGUGCUUUAUUCGGUGGUGCUUCAACUCAACCAACAUCAACUACAACUACAACCACACCAGCAACAACCUCAUUAACCUCAGGCGGAUUAUUUGGUGGCAGCUCUUUAACUACAACAACAACAACUUUAGGAAGUACACCAAGCGGAUUAUUUGGUGCAACUACUACAACACCAUCAACAACCACUACUGCACCAACCAGUGCUACCACAACAUCAGGACUAUUUGGCUCAACACCAUCAACAACCACUACCACAACAUCAGGAUUAUUUGGUUCAACACCAGCAACCACUACCGCACCAACUUCUACAACCACCACCACAGCACCAAAUACAGGUGGAUUAUUUGGUGGCUCAACAACUACAUCAACACCAACUACAGGUGGUGGAUUAUUCGCUGGUACAACAGCAACAACAACAACAGCAACAACAACUACAACACCAUCAACUACAGGUGGAUUAUUUAGCGGAACAACAACAACAACUACUACUACACCAUCAACUACAGGUGGAUUAUUUGGUGGCUCAACAACAUCAGCAACAACCACUACACCAACCAGUACCACCACAACAUCAGGAUUAUUUGGCUCAACACCAUCAACAACUACUACUACAUCAGGAUUAUUUGGUUCAACACCAGCAACCACUACCACACCAUCCACAACAUCCAAUACUGCCACUACAUCAGGACUUUUUGGUUCUACAACACAAACUACACCAACUUUAAAUAAUAACAAUAAUAAUAAUAAUAAUAAUCCACUUACAACUUCACAACUUGGUGGUACCUCAUCAACUACACCAGUUACAACCAACCAAAAUACUGAUACAAUUGCAAUUAAUGAAAGUAAAAUUUUAGAAACUUUAUUAAACGAAUGGAUAGCAGAAAUUGAAACCCAAACCAGAGCAUUUUAUGAACAAGCCGGUAAAAUUUAUCAAUGGGAUCAAGUUAUCAUGGAAAAUUCACAAAAAUUAACAAGAUUAAUGGAAUCAGUAUCAAUUAUUAAUCAUAAACAAAUCGAAUUGGAUCAAUGUAUUGAUAUAGUACAAGAACAACAAGAAUUAUUUGAAAGAUCAUUAAAUGCAUUAGAUUCAAAGAUUAAAAGCAAUCCAAAAGAAAAUGAAACAUCAGCAGAUUUAGAAAGAGAAAAAAUUUAUUCAUUAACAACGAAAAUUGAUGAUGAUAUUAUCAAAGUAGAAACCAAAUUAAAGAAUGUUGUAAAUAAAAUCAAUGAGAAUCAACAAAAAGAAGAAAAUCCUAAAGAUUUAAACCAAAAAAUUUCAAAAAUAUUAAACGAUCAUUUAAAUACUCUUCAAUGGAUAGAUAAAUCAACUGUAGUCCUUAAUGAUACAUUAAAAGUUAUAGAAAAUGAAUCUAACCAAUUACCAGAAUUAAGAAGAUUUUAA
Messenger RNA from Dictyostelium purpureum, 2172 nucleotides. RefSeq lists its product as uncharacterized. Lineage: Eukaryota; Evosea; Eumycetozoa; Dictyosteliales; Dictyosteliaceae. The transcript is spliced from 2 exons. Gene Ontology annotation, biological process: protein import into nucleus; RNA export from nucleus. The record is from RefSeq and is a predicted model, not a curated record. Gene Ontology annotation, molecular function: phospholipid binding; structural constituent of nuclear pore. The coding region runs from base 1 to 2172 and encodes 723 amino acids. Gene Ontology annotation, cellular component: nuclear pore; nuclear pore central transport channel.